This is a messenger RNA of Choloepus didactylus (southern two-toed sloth), 2640 nucleotides long. It is a transcript of the gene CHMP1B, whose product is annotated as charged multivesicular body protein 1B. Gene Ontology annotation, biological process: endosome transport via multivesicular body sorting pathway; late endosome to vacuole transport; protein transport. The record is from RefSeq and is a predicted model, not a curated record. Lineage: Eukaryota; Metazoa; Chordata; Mammalia; Pilosa; Megalonychidae. The transcript has a single exon. Gene Ontology annotation, cellular component: multivesicular body; ESCRT III complex. Bases 152 to 751 code for a protein of 199 amino acids.
GCCGGGCUGUUGACGUCAUCACUGCGCCGCGCGGCAGAAACAGGAAGUGGGACCAAAACAAAGGAGCGGUGCCGGGAGCGGAACUCCGUCCUCCUGCGUCUCUGCCGCGCAGACCCCGGCCCCAGCCGCAGACCCGAAGAGCCGACCGACCAUGUCCAACAUGGAAAAACACCUGUUCAACCUGAAGUUCGCGGCCAAAGAGCUGAGCAGGAGUGCCAAGAAAUGCGACAAAGAGGAAAAGGCCGAAAAGGCCAAGAUUAAAAAGGCCAUUCAGAAAGGCAACAUGGAAGUGGCAAGGAUACACGCGGAAAACGCCAUCCGCCAGAAGAACCAGGCGGUGAAUUUCCUGAGGACGAGUGCGCGGGUGGACGCGGUGGCCGCCCGAGUCCAGACGGCGGUGACGAUGGGCAAGGUGACCAAGUCCAUGGCCGGCGUGGUCAAGUCAAUGGACGCGACGUUGAAGACCAUGAACCUGGAGAAGAUCUCUGCCCUGAUGGACAAAUUCGAGCACCAGUUUGAGACGCUGGACGUGCAGACGCAGCAGAUGGAAGACACGAUGAGCAGCACGACGACGCUGACCACUCCCCAGGGCCAAGUGGAUAUGCUGCUCCAGGAAAUGGCAGACGAGGCCGGCCUCGACCUCAACAUGGAGCUGCCGCAGGGGCAGACCGGCUCGGUGGGCACGAGCGUGGCCUCGGCCGAGCAGGAUGAGCUGUCGCAGAGACUGGCCCGCCUGCGGGAUCAAGUGUGAUGACGGAACCCACCCUGCGGCUUCCCGGCCGCAGCCACCUUCAGGUAUACAGAGAGCCACCUUUGCCCUCUGUAUAUUACGGAGAUACGAUACACUAGAGAUUGAACAUACCUGAAUGCUGAAAUGCUCUCUAUUUAAGAUGCUUCUAUCUUUGGGUUUACGGCGCUCACCAGAUACAUUAAAAAAUGCCCGGCUUUCUCCAUUCUUAACUGAAUUUUAUAGUUCUGUAUAGCUUGUGAUGGUGUGUAUUUUUAUAGCUGCCUUUGACAGAACUAGUUAAUUUGGUGUAUAUGAAUCUUUCUCAAAAAUUUCCUUUAAACUCUAGUUCCCGUGUACGCGAUUUUCUGCGGAGAAUUAAUCAAAUCGAAGGAUUUUUUUUUUAAUUUAGUGUAACUGCUAAUACCUGUAAUUGGCAGGUAAUGCAUAAAAAUUAAAGAGGGGAGAAUAAUUACUUAGUUUGAUUACAGGGCUAUAAACACCUCGUUCAACAUAUUUAAUGGACAGUGCUAUGUCUGUGUAUUCUGUUGCCUUUUUUUUUACUUCCUUUUUGCCAUCAAAGUGAGACUACAAUUGACUAUUUGUUCUCCUAACUUGUUUUGCAUAAUACUCCUAUUGUUUACCUUCUAUAAGUUUUUCAUGUAAUAAUUGCCUUUGCAAAACUGGAUAAAAUGCCAACUUCGUUUAUGGGAAAAAUUGUUCUCUCAUUUUUGUUUGCUGUUUAAAUAGAGUUUUUAAAAAGACUUAACCAGGCUCUCUAACACGUUUCUAGUUAUUUUCCUAUUUCUACCUUGUGUUUUACUUAGGCUUCUUAUAAAGCAUGUUAAGUAGCAUGGCAGUCAUAAUAAUCACUCUAACAUUGCCAAAGAACUGUUGAUUGGUUUGGGAAAACCCUGGGUCUAUGUGUUUGUAGGUUUUGUUUUAUUUUUGACAACCAAAAGUAGAAAUAAAAUUAGAACUGUAUUUUAAGUUCUAAUUACUUGCAUUAUUUAUUGGUCUUAAGCGACAACUCUUAGAGAACCUUGGGAAUAUAAGUUGAAAUAUUUGACUUAACCUGUGCCAAUAACUUAAAUAUACAGCCAGCCAGUUGGAAGUCUGGGAAGAGGGAAAGAGGUGAGAUUGGAGAGCAAGCUUAACUAAAAGGCUAGAGCCCACCUGUACUUCCUUUCGUUUUCCUGGGUAUAGCUGUGUGCUCUCUGGCUGAAAAGUGCAGCAGUAGCCUCAAAAUACGGAGAACAGUGACUUGCUUUUGCAUUGGCAAGUAUAUUUCUCUUAAGUUAAAGACUUAAGGGUUUUUUAACUCUUUUCUCUCACUGCAAGAUUUCUCCAAAAGAGAAUUCCUGUGUUCCAAAAUAUAGGAAUUCUUGUGAGUCAUUUGAAAAAUUAGUAACCAAAUAUUCAUCAUUAUAAUAUAUUUUCCAGUGUGAAUGAGUGUGUUUAAGAAAAAAGUUAUUAACAAGCAGAUGAGAAAUGAUUCUCACAUUUUACACCUCUUGGUUGUCUGCCCAGCAUCUUUUCUCUAGAAAUCUCUCACCCCUUGGUUGUAACAGAAGCAGCCAUGUGUGGGUUCAGAAAGAGUCUUCAGCUGGAAACAAGUAGUUACAACUUAAAAAUAGUUUAGCAUUGAAUCCUUUGGUAAAUUGAAGACCCUUUUAUAGUGCAAAUAUUCCCUAAAAAAUUAAUAUAUUUUGUGAGAUUAAAGAAUGUUUGUAUAUGCUUGAACUUUCUCAAAAUAUGUUCAUUUCAAACUAGCUGAAUGUACAUUUUUAUGAACCAUAAAUAUUAUUUUCAGGAGCACACUAGGCCCAUGAAUUAUUUCCUCACUUUUGCAGUUGUUGAAAUGCUGAAAUGUAAAUCACAGAAAUUUAUCAAAUAAAUAAUUUUAAACUGCA